GCCCCGGAGCCGGAGGCUUCUGGAUACAUCGGACCCGGCUCGUGGCGGUGCAGGUGAGGCCUGACAGCUACAGAGGAAAGAUGGGCGAGGAGACCAAUGAUGACAAGAAGCCAACAACUAAAUUUGAACUGGAGCGAGAAACAGAACUUCGCUUCGAGGUGGAGGCAUCUCAGUCAGUUCAGUUGGAGCUGCUGGCUGGCAUGGCAGAAAUCUUCGGCACAGAACUGACCCGAAAUAAGAAAUUCACUUUCGAUGCUGGAGCCAAGGUGGCUGUUUUCACUUGGCAUGGCUGUUCCGUACAGCUGAGUGGCCGCACUGAGGUGGCUUAUGUCUCCAAGGACACGCCUAUGUUGCUUUACCUCAACACUCAUACAGCCCUGGAGCAGAUGAGGAGGCAGGCGGAGAAAGAAGAAGAGCGAGGGCCUCGGGUGAUGGUAGUGGGCCCCACAGAUGUGGGCAAGUCCACUGUGUGCCGCCUGUUGCUCAACUACGCAGUGCGAUUGGGCCGCCGUCCCACUUACGUCGAGCUGGAUGUGGGUCAGGGCUCAGUGUCCAUCCCCGGGACCAUGGGCGCCCUCUACAUUGAGCGGCCAGCAGAUGUUGAAGAGGGAUUCUCAAUCCAGGCCCCUUUGGUGUAUCAUUUUGGCUCCACUACUCCUGGCACCAACAUCAAGCUUUACAACAAGAUCACAUCUCGUUUAGCAGACGUGUUCAACCAGAGGUGCGAGGUGAACCGAAGGGCCUCUGUGAGUGGCUGUGUCAUUAACACCUGUGGCUGGGUCAAGGGCUCUGGUUAUCAUGCCCUGGUGCACGCAGCUUCUGCUUUUGAGGUGGACGUCGUCGUAGUCCUGGAUCAAGAACGUCUGUACAAUGAACUAAAACGGGACCUGCCUCACUUUGUACGCACUGUGCUGCUCCCUAAGUCAGGGGGGGUGGUGGAACGCUCCAAGGACUUCCGGAGGGAAUGUCGGGAUGAGCGAAUUCGUGAGUAUUUCUAUGGAUUUCGGGGUUGUUUCUAUCCCCAUGCCUUCAAUGUCAAGUUUUCAGAUGUGAAAAUCUACAAAGUUGGGGCACCCACCAUCCCAGACUCAUGCCUCCCUUUGGGCAUGUCUCAGGAGGACAAUCAGCUCAAACUAGUGCCUGUCACCCCUGGCCGAGAUAUGGUGCACCACCUGCUGAGUGUUAGCACUGCUGAGGGCACGGAGGAGAACCUGUCUGAGACCAGCGUGGCCGGCUUCAUUGUGGUGACCAGUGUGGAUCUGGAGCACCAGGUGUUCACCGUCCUCUCACCAGCCCCCCGCCCACUGCCUAAGAACUUUCUUCUUAUUAUGGACAUCCGCUUCAUGGAUCUCAAGUAGAGGUCAGCAGGAAGACGUGCUGCCUGGGCCGGGGAGCUGGCAACUCAAAGGCAGAUGGGUUGAGGUAUGAGACUCGGUUGCGGCCAGGCUGGCCAGUAAAUGGUGGCCAGUAAAAGCUUACUGGACCUCUCCAGGCAGGGGGUGGUGACCUGACUCCUCUAAUCUCAAUUCAGAAGGAGACCAUGAAAAUAUAGUUCGUUUCUUAGAUCGCCCAAGGUGCCACUGUGAAUUGUGAGGCCCUGGAAAAUCCCAUUUCGUCUACAGUGCUACUUGUGAACUUAUUUGUAUGAUGGAGUUGUUCUGUUUUAUAUUCUGUAUCUAAUACUUGUCAUCUCAUUUUACCCACUCAUCCCAGGACGAAUGAAUUAGAACUCCUUCUUAUAAAGGUCACACUUGAAAAAAUACUAUUUUAAUAAAUAUUUUU
This is a messenger RNA of Condylura cristata (star-nosed mole), 1782 nucleotides long. It is a transcript of the gene CLP1, whose product is annotated as cleavage and polyadenylation factor I subunit 1. The record is from RefSeq and is a predicted model, not a curated record. The coding region runs from base 81 to 1358 and encodes 425 amino acids. Gene Ontology annotation, molecular function: polynucleotide 5'-hydroxyl-kinase activity. Gene Ontology annotation, cellular component: mRNA cleavage factor complex; nucleus. Lineage: Eukaryota; Metazoa; Chordata; Mammalia; Eulipotyphla; Talpidae. The transcript is spliced from 3 exons. Gene Ontology annotation, biological process: tRNA splicing, via endonucleolytic cleavage and ligation.